AUGAAGUUGGUCUCUCUUCUCCCGAUUCUCUUCUUGAUCGGAGGAAUUGCGGCGAAGACCAAUUUCAAGGCCAACGGUACAUUCACCUGUGACUACAACGCAUGGUGCUUUUUUGUCACUCUCUGGGAAGAGGACAUCACCGAAUCUUGGAACGAUGUAAUCGACAGAAUGGGAACCAAAUGCGUAUUCGGACGGCACUCCUGGGACUACAAGCUUGAUGGAAAUGAGUACGAGGAUGGACCUUUCGGAGAUAAAUUCUACGAAGUCUUUCUCUCCGUGCGCCACAACUGUACGAGCUAUGGGAUUCGUGAAGUGAGAAGUGACACCACAUUCGAAAGUGUGGAUACUGCUGUCUCCUAUAUCACCUGGGACAAAGAUUUGGCUGGAGAUACUGGAACACCAUAUAAGGAAUUCGUCUGA
Molecule: messenger RNA, 420 nt
Organism: Caenorhabditis briggsae
Lineage: Eukaryota; Metazoa; Nematoda; Chromadorea; Rhabditida; Rhabditidae
Exons: 4
Coding region: 1-420 (139 amino acids)
Source: RefSeq, a predicted model, not a curated record